AUGUACUCUUGUGAUAUCCUACCAUUACCAGGAAAAUAGUAUCGUUAUGCAAAGAAUUUGAAUCUUUUAAAUUUAGAUCAUUAUUCAAAGUAAUAUAGAUAUAAAAACAAUUUUAGUUAAGAUUAACAAAGUUCUAGCAGAAUUAGAAAACCGAAUGGUAAAUUUAAGUUAUUAAGUGUAUUUCAUUUAGUUAUUAUUAUAGUUGCACAAUGUAAAGAAAGAUGAAGGCAAAAACUUUUAUCAUCAUACUUCCAUUUACAAUUUAAAGGAAUACUAUAAUCUAACUAAAUCUCCUGUCUUUUUGUAAGCUCUUCCAACUCUAUUGCUUUAGUUUGAGUGACAAUACGAAGUAGUUGAAUGAAAUGUAAACAAAAGUACUCUUGACUGACUUUCAAAGAAAAGUGGCUUCUUACUUGAAGAAGAUUCCAAAACCUAAGAAUAAUUAACAAUAUUACUCUGACAUCAAACCACCAGGAUAUACAAAGGAAUAUGAAACUUAAUAAACGAUUCUACAUACCUAAUAAGAAGAAUUACUGAAUCGUUCAUUAUGUUUGAAUAAAUACAAUUAUAGACCUGAAUGUAUAAAUGAAUUUGAUUUGUUUUAAGUGUCUGAUGUUGGAAUCGAAGUCAUGUUGAUGGAUGGCACUAAAUCCUUAAGCAAAUAAGUCAUUCCUAAUGAAAGAAUAUAGAAUCGUCUACUCAAGUUUAUGGAAAAGUACCUAAAUGAUGAACAUAUCGAUUAUGACUUAAAGUAAUUUUGCUCUUUUCAUUAUUAUAACACAGAUUAUAGAAGAUGACAUAGCAAUACCGUGAAAUUGUGAAAAAGAUAAAAACCAAGGCUUUUAAAAUUAAAGUGCCUGAUCAUUAUUAGGUUUAGAUGAGUGAUUUUAAUGAUUACUAUUAAGUUAAUGAGAAAAAGUAAAGAGAAUAUCUAGAAUAAUAAUUUGAUUCUUUAGCUGAUCAGAUUAUCCAAUCUAUUCAAUAAAGUUCUGAUUCUUUAUCUUCUUAAAGAGAAUCAUAAUAAGACCUUAAUUAAUAGGAAUAUAUAAAUAAUACACCAAAAAAUCAUAAUAAAGAAAUUUAAUCAGAAAAACUUAAUGAGAUUAAUGAUUAUGAAGAUGAAGAUAGAGUUGAUGAUAUGAGAGAAUCUAAAAGAAUUGGUAAAUAAAAGGAUCCAAAAAAAUUAACUAAAAAACAAUCCAUCAGAGUUUAAAGACCCUCAACUCUUUAAAGAUAAGAAUCAAAUGCUAUAUAAUAAUCAAAUGAAUAGAACAAUCAAAAUCAAUAAAGGGAAUAAAUACAACCAAUAUUACAAUAAAUUGAACCAAUUCAUGAAGAAGAAUUAAAAUAAACAAUUCAAGAAAUUACAGAGGAAUUAAAGAAACCACAUAAAAAGCAUAUGACUAAAGCUUAAAGGGAAGAAUAGAAAAAGAGAAAGAAAGAAAUCUAACGAUUACAUGAAGAUAUUGAAAGAAUCAAAAGAGAAAAGGGAGGAGAUUUUGAAUAUGAGAAAACAGAUUCUGAUAGUGAAGAUAGAUAUAGAAGAUAAAAAUUACAUAAUUAAUUUGAUGAUAUGUUUAAACCAAGAUAAAUUACAAGAAGAUAAUCACAUGAAUUUGAUUAAAAUGAAGGAGAAGAUCUUGAUUAUGCAAGUGAACAAGAGAUUGAAGAUAGAAACAAAAUUUAAAGAGUUGAAUAAAUUAUAUAAUAAAAGAGAGAUCCUAAUUAUUAAUAUAAUCCAUAAGAAUUUUGGUAAUAAGAAGUUAAAAUCAAUAUUAAGAAACCUUAACUACCAAAUAUUGUAUCUCAAUAGAGAUAAUAAGAAUAAUUUUAAUAAUUUUAAAGAGAAAAAUUAGAACAAUAAAUGUAAAUGAUUAAUUAAAAAUAUUCACAACAACCAAAUGAUUCUCCAUAAUAUUAAUAAGUAAAUAAUAUUUAAUAAUAGAUACCAAAUGUUUAAUAAACAUAAUAAUUACUUAAAAAUGAUUAAUAAUAAAUUCCCUCUUAAAAUAAAAGUUCUCCAUAAUAAUAAUAUAUGGCUACUCCUCAUUAAGAAGAGAGAAAAAAAUAAAAUAGUCAUUAUAGUGUUUAAAAAUCCUUUAAAACUCCAUAAUCUAUCCCUUCUCAAUAAAAUAAUUAAGAUUCAUUACAUGGUAUAUAAGAUCAUUCUUUCAAUAUUGAUAAUAAAUAAAAUUCUCAAGGUUAACUUCCAUAAUAAAAUUAGGAGGUUCGUAAUAAUAUCUCAUAAAAUUUAUAAAAUACAUAAACCACUUAAAAUCAAUAAAUUAAUAAUCAAAAUGAGAAUCAAUAAUAAAAUAAAAACAUAUAACAUAUUGGAUAAAAUGAUCAAAAGUAAAAAUAAUAAGGUUCUAAUACUAAAAAAUAAGAAAUUCCUAUUUAAGAUAAUAAGGGUAGAAGUAUUCCAUCAAUGAGAAAUAUUGAAUAAGAAGAAGGAACUUAGAUUGCUAAAUAAAUAGAAGAAAAAUUACAAUAAGUUUAAUCUACUUUGAAUAAAGUAAAGUUUGGUAUGUAUGAGUAAAUGAUGGCAGCACAAUCAGUUUAUGAUGUUGAUAUUCAUGUAAUUAUUAAUUGGAUAAAAUAGGAAUAUAAAUUGACAGAUUUUCCAUUAAGUUAAACAGUAUUUCCAAAACUCAAUGGGGAAGAUGAAAAAUAAAUCUUCUAAUAAUUGUAUUUAUUAUUAUUUUAUUUUAUCUAAGGUAUGCUUGGCAAAAAGAAGUAUAUAAAAUAAUACCAAUUUUAAAUUAAUUGAAUAGACAUCUUAUUGUAUAUAAAUUAUUAAAUUAGAUACCUGAUGAAGAUGAAGGAGCUGCGUCAUAAUUAGUUAGUAGUAGUGAUGAUGAUGAUAACUGA
This is a messenger RNA of Paramecium primaurelia, 2871 nucleotides long. The record is from the annotation of a GenBank genome assembly. Lineage: Eukaryota; Ciliophora; Oligohymenophorea; Peniculida; Parameciidae.